CUCUACUCUCUCGAAUCCUCUCUCCUUCUCCUUCCACUCUCCAUAGAGCUGAAGCUUUAUGAACCACUGGAGAAGGUGUCCUGCCAAAUGAAAAACAUCACAGACUGGGAUUAAAACAGCACGACCAUAAAGCCUCUGAAAGAGUUUUGCAAUGAAUACAAUUAACUCUUUGUUUGGGUGGAUUCUUGCUUUGGGAGUUCUGAUGAUCCCAGUGUUGUGUCAGGAUGAAGAGGGUGUAAUUACAGUAUGCCAAGAGGAAGAUAACGACCUCAGAGUGGACUGCCUUCUGGAGCCCAGACACAACUACCACACAGACUAUGAGUUCUCCAUGUCUAAAGGCCAGAAGGAGAUCAUCAUAAACACCAACAUCUCUGGAAUCAUGCCUGAACCCAAGUUCAGGCACAACACGUUUGUGACAGAGCUUGAGCCAUAUGGAUUCAGGCUGACCAUUAUGAGCUUCACCGUCACUGAGAAUACAACGUUCAUCUGUAAAGUAACCAAGAUCCAGAAGACUCUGUCUGUUGAACUAGCAUCGAGCCCUGCUCUGCCAUCAGUGUGUUUCUGCUGGGUUAUCCUUGGCUCAAUCUUCUGGUUCCUCUGUGCAUCUUACAGCUAUGGGAAGCCUUUUAAAAAUAGUCAGCUAUGCCAUCAUAUUUGCAGAGUAUAAAUAGAGUAUUUCUGUAGAUUUCUCAGCAUAUUUGAGUAUUUUUAGAAAUGCUUUUCGAUCUACAUGCUCUGCCUUUACUGUAAAGUAAGUAGGCUACCGGUUGCUGCCUCUAUGAAGGUAUUUGUUUACUUUAUGCUUUAUUACUUGUCUAGCCAAAGCACAAAUGAAGACAUGUUGUGUGUGCAAUAAGUUAAAGGAUUUUUAAGAUUCUUGACUGCUAUUAAAAUUGUUGAUGAAGUUGUGUCGAGCAAUUGUACUGCAACAGUGCCAUAAUGCUUUCAAUGAAAUGCACCAUUAACAUCUUGGGUCAUUAGUGUGUAGAUAAAUAAAUAAAUCCCAUAAUUUAUUGGCUUAAUUAUGGUUUUCCCAGCACUUUGAACAUAAUUAUAAACUCAUUUUUCCCUCACAGUUCACUUGUUUAAUUUUGCACAGUUGC
Molecule: messenger RNA, 1103 nt
Organism: Sinocyclocheilus rhinocerous
Lineage: Eukaryota; Metazoa; Chordata; Actinopteri; Cypriniformes; Cyprinidae
Product: thy-1 membrane glycoprotein-like
Exons: 4
Coding region: 152-667 (171 amino acids)
Biological process (GO): regulation of cell migration; cell adhesion; integrin-mediated signaling pathway
Cellular component (GO): external side of plasma membrane; dendrite; myelin sheath
Molecular function (GO): integrin binding; GTPase activator activity
Source: RefSeq, a predicted model, not a curated record